CUAGCCCGGGUGGAGCGGCUGCCGAUCGCAGGACCGGAACGAUGGGUGAAAACGCUCCCCCGGCCCCUUAGACAGGAGUUGGACGGGGGUGGGAGGGCCACGCACGAGCACCAACCCGCUACCCCCGACCUGGGGCCGUGGAAGAGGGUGCGGGUGGAGGGUGGAGCUCGCUGAGCACGCGAGCAGAAGCCGCAGGCCGGAGCCAGAGGGAGGCCCCAGGACGCGGCUGCGCGCCGCCUCUCAGGGUCCCGGGAGAGAGAGCGUGGGUGCCUGGGGUGCCGUGGCGAAGGCUGCCCGACCAGGGCAGGCCAGCGGCAGGUGCCGCCGGGAGCUCAGCGCUGGGGGCCCUGCGUGCAGCCAUGCGCUGGCUCCUCCCGGGCUCCAGCUCAAUCGCAGCGACCCUGCGAGCCCCCCGCCCCCGCCAGGCUGUGCCCCUCAGCCUCCGCACAGGUGGGGGCUCGGGCUGUGCGGAGAGAACCACGAAUGCCUGCUCUGCCCCAGGGCUGCUCUCCGAGCUGAAGCUGGCGGUGCCCUGGGGCCACAUUGCCGCCAAGGCCUGGGGCUCCGCGCAGGGUCCCCCGGUUCUCUGCCUGCACGGCUGGCUGGACAACGCCAACUCCUUCGACCGACUCAUCCCUCUGCUCCCUCAAGACUUUCACUACAUCGCCAUGGAUUUCGGGGGUCACGGGCUCUCGUCCCAUUACAGCCCAGGUCUCCCCUAUUACCACCAAAGCUUUGUGAGUGAGAUCCGCAGGGUCGCGGCAGCCUUGAAAUGGAAUCGGUUCUCCCUCAUGGGCCACAGCUUUGGCGGCACUGUGGGCGGCAUGUUCUCCUGCACCUUCCCGGAGAUGGUGGACAAACUCAUCUUGCUGGACGCCUCGCCGCUCGCCCUGGACUCUAACGAGCUGGAGCACCUGCUGACCUACAGGCGGAGAGCCAUCGAGCACACGCUGCAGGUGGAGGCCUCCCAGAAGCCCUCGCGCGUGGUCAGCCCGGCAGAGAUGCUGCAGGGGUUCCUGAAGAACAACAGCCACGUGGGUGAGGAGUGUGGGGAGCUCCUGCUGCAGCGGGGAGCCACGCGGGUGGCCGCAGGGCUGGUGCUGAACAGAGACCGGAGGAUCGCCUGGCCGGAGCACAGCUUCGAAUUCGUCAGCAGGGAGCUGUUUGUGCACGCCAUCCGGAAGCUGCAGGCCCGCGUCCUGCUCAUCAAAGCCCUGCAAGGGUACUACGCUGUGAGGAGAGAGAAUGACGCCAACAGGGAGCCGCUGCUCUUCAUGCUGGCCACGCUGCGGUCCACCCUCACAGAGCGGUUCCAGUUCGUGGAAGUCCCAGGCAACCACUACGUGCACAUGAACGAGCCCCGCCAUGUGGCCGGAGUCAUCAGCACCUUCUUACAGAGCACGGGACCCCAGCCCGGCUACAGCUGAGACAGCUCACCCCCCCGCACCGGCGUCCGCCCCGCUCCAAGGUCCCGGCCCCCAGGAGGCCUGCGCCGGCUCUGACUCUCACACCUGUGAUGGCGACAGGGGGACUGGACUCCGGGCGCCGGCAGUAGAGGUGGAGGAGGCGGGACAGGCGCUCCUGGGCCUGCAGCCCCAAGGCCCUGUAACCUCUCCCCACUGCCCAGCAGAACGGGAAAUAAACUGUCCUUGUGU
Lepus europaeus (European hare) is the source of this 1655-nucleotide messenger RNA. RefSeq names its product serine hydrolase-like protein. NCBI's taxonomy places the organism in Eukaryota, Metazoa, Chordata, Mammalia, Lagomorpha, Leporidae. The coding region runs from base 360 to 1427 and encodes 355 amino acids. The record is from RefSeq and is a predicted model, not a curated record. The transcript has 11 exons.